AUGACACGCUUUCGGACCCAUGUCCCACCUUUGGACAGCCCGUCGAAGCAGCUCAUGCUUGACCUUGUCCGCGAUCUCGAGCAAGUCAAAAUUUUUGACGCCGACCUGAAAAAGGUCCACGAAUACGAGCGAAAACUUUUCUACGAAAACCUCGACCGGAUUGACAAUGAGCGUGAAGCAGUCCACACAGCCGCUCUCGACCAGGCCGCCGCCUUCCACGACAGCGUCCGCGAAGAAGCGGAGACAACAUUGAAGGACCACCUCCGAGCAGAAGAGGAAGAGCGCCUGCGGAAGGAAGAAGCGACCCGCAAGGAACAGGAGCGCAUUGAACGCGAGGAGGCCGAAAAACUGCGUCGCGAACAAGAAGCAGCUGCACGUGCGGAGGCCGAACGUCAAGCCAAAGAGCAGGCCGAGAAGAAGGCUCAGGAGGAGGCAGCCGAGAAAGCCGCUGCCGUUGAAACUGCACGGAAAGCCGCGAUUGAGGAGAAACUCCGCAAGGAACGUGAGCAGGCUGACGCCCAGAAGCGCAAGGAGGAUGAAGAGGCCCGGAAGCUGCAGGAAGAGGCCGACCAAAAGGCCCAAAGCCAACAACAGCAGAAACUCGGUGCUACAAACCUGUCAGCUGAAGAUAUCCGAGUGCAGCAACGUUAUGUUGAGCUGCACAAGACCCUCAAGGAGAUGCGUAAAUGGCUGAAGGACAUUGGCCAAGCUCAGCCUGACCUAAAGACGACCAUGGGAAAUCUACGGCGCUCUAUCAAAAAGUCUGUUGGCCAGCUUCGGUCUGGCACAGGUGCCAACAAGCAGCAGAUUAUCCAACUCAAAGCCGAACUUGAAAAGGCUCUCGCCUACCCGGAGCCAACGGUAGACAUCCGGAAUUUCAUCGCAUUCCCGCCUGAGGAGAUUGCCAAUUCGGAGAAUAAAGUACCUGCAAUGCUCAUCUACGGGUUGAACAUUCUUGCAAAGAGUUUGGUAUCUUCGCUUUUGGCUGAGGCCUCUAUUAAGCAAUCCCACGCUGAGCCGAUCGGCAUCGUUGCCGCUCAGAUCUUCUCGUUCGAUAACUUUACGUACAAAGGAAUGCACAUGUCCGACAUCAUGUGGGCCAAGUACCGUGUUGUGUGCCCAGCCCUGUGGGGAUUCACAGGCAAUGACAAAACCGAGGGAGGACGUCGUGCUCUGGGUUGGUGGCGUUCUGCGGAUACCGGCUCAUGGGUCACCGAACAGACACACAUGGACCGCAUGACCGCUCUUGGUGCAGGAUAUGCUGCUAUGACUCUUCGAAACUUCGCCAAGUCGCCGCGCCGGAACCCGUUCCCUAACACCAUGUUCUGGGCAUCCAUUCAUAAGAUCUUGGCUAUUCCACCUUCAGAGCUGCAAGAGACGCAAGUUGCCCUCCUGGCUGCACUGCUCCGAUCCUCAGGAGAAAGAGUCUUGGGUUUCUUCGGACAGUAUGGUCUCGCUCUGAUGCACUAUGUCAUUGUUGACCUGCCCCGCAAGCUCCAGCGGGAGACAAUGGCUGUCACACAGCUGAGUACACUCAAGGAGCUCUACUUGAAGGAAAAGAACUUUGCACUGUAA
Penicillium vulpinum is the source of this 1575-nucleotide messenger RNA. RefSeq names its product putative RNA export mediator Gle1. Gene Ontology annotation, molecular function: phospholipid binding; translation initiation factor binding; inositol hexakisphosphate binding. NCBI's taxonomy places the organism in Eukaryota, Fungi, Ascomycota, Eurotiomycetes, Eurotiales, Aspergillaceae. Gene Ontology annotation, biological process: regulation of translational termination; regulation of translational initiation; poly(A)+ mRNA export from nucleus. The transcript is spliced from 2 exons. The record is from RefSeq and is a predicted model, not a curated record. The coding region runs from base 1 to 1575 and encodes 524 amino acids. Gene Ontology annotation, cellular component: cytoplasm; nuclear pore cytoplasmic filaments; nuclear pore.